AUGCCCAGUCCUCCAUCUCAUCCAUAUUACCCCUUGGAUGCCGAUGUUGUGGGUUAUCAGCCCAACCAGACCCCGGUGAUGGAGCUUCUCGUCUCUGCUGGUGGGGCCUGUACUGUCCUUCUUGGUGUGACUUUCGCAUUGGCCAGAUAUGUGAAACCCACACUGCGCGUGGCGGAUCGAAUCGCCAUCCUGUGGUUUGUGCUCUCUGGAACUCUGCACUGCUUCUUCGAGGGUUAUUUUAUGAUCCAUCAUGCCCACAUGGCUUCUGCCCAAGAUCUCUUUGGGCAACUAUGGAAAGAAUACGCUCUGUCGGAUUCCCGGUAUAUGACUUCGGACACAUUGGUGUUAUGUAUGGAGACCAUGACCGUGCUCCUGUGGGGACCACUGUGCUUUGUUGUUGCAUACUUGACCGUAAUCGGCCAUUCCCUGCGCCACCCCAUCCAGGUAAUUGUGUGCAUGAGCCAUCUGUACGGCGACAUGCUAUAUUAUGCGACCAGUUUGUUUGACGAGUAUGUCCACGGGCGACCAUAUUCCCGACCGGAGCCGUAUUAUUUUUGGCUAUAUUACUUCCUCAUGAACUUCAUCUGGAUUGUGGUCCCAGCGUACUAUCUCUACCAAAGUAUCUCCACAAUCUCGGCCGCACUUAAACGCCAGUCGGAAAAGGACAAGACUAACUAG
Penicillium roqueforti is the source of this 678-nucleotide messenger RNA. Its product is annotated as EXPERA domain-containing protein. Gene Ontology annotation, cellular component: endoplasmic reticulum; membrane. NCBI's taxonomy places the organism in Eukaryota, Fungi, Ascomycota, Eurotiomycetes, Eurotiales, Aspergillaceae. Gene Ontology annotation, molecular function: C-8 sterol isomerase activity; cholestenol delta-isomerase activity; steroid Delta-isomerase activity. The transcript is spliced from 4 exons. Bases 1 to 678 code for a protein of 225 amino acids. The record is from RefSeq and is a predicted model, not a curated record. Gene Ontology annotation, biological process: sterol biosynthetic process.